AGUUGUUUAUUUAGACAGUUCCACUUAUCAGGUGCAUUUGUGCUUGUACCUUUGUGUGAUAAAAAAGUGAGUUGGUUCAGGGGUUAUAGGUUGAAAAAUUUGUUAGAAUAGUAAAAAUCUGUUGAGAAUGCCAGCUGCAGUUCCUAUACCUAGAGAGUCCCCCUCAAUUGAGCCUCGGGGUAUAAAUGCCGUCCUUUUGGGUCCUCCUGGUUCUGGAAAAGGGACUCAAGCUCCCCUCAUCACCCAGAAGUAUUGCAUUUGCCAUUUAGCGACUGGGGACAUGCUGAGAAAUGAGGUUGCCUCUGGUUCAAAAUUGGGGGCUGAUAUUAAGAAAGUCAUGGAUGAUGGCAAACUGGUCAGUGACGACCUUGUGGUGGACUUAAUUGAUACUAACUUGGACAAACCUGAGUGUAGAAAUGGCUUUUUACUUGAUGGUUUUCCUCGGACAAUAAAGCAAGCAGAAAAGUUGGAUCAGCUCUUGGAUAAGAGGAAAACAAGUUUGGAUGCUGUUAUUGAGUUUGGAAUCGACGAUAACUUACUAGUACGACGUAUAACAGGCAGACUGAUUCAUCCAGGAAGUGGUCGGUCUUAUCACGAGGAAUUUCAUCCUCCCAAAAAGCAGAUGAAGGAUGACAUAACAGGGGAACCCCUAAUACGUAGGUCAGAUGACAACAUUGAAGCAUUAAAGAAACGGUUGAGAGCAUAUCAUGAGCAGACAAAACCCCUUGUUAGUUAUUAUCAAACGCGCGGCGUCCAUCACCUUGUUGAUGCUGCAAAGGCUAGCAGCGAUGUCUUUCGUAAUAUCGACAAAAUUUUUUUAGAGGCGCAAAAAAAAAGAAUGGCAUUGUAACAAAACCAGUUUCCUCAAAUAAUAUAUUUUUAGAGACGUUUACAGAAGGCAAAACGGCCAAUUUUUCCAAUUCCACAUUACAACUAUGCAAACUUUAGCGGUUUUACUUUGUCAAAAGUUUCCAGAAGCAAAACACUACAUUAUUCACGCACAAAUAACGUUUAAAAGUAAAUGCACAAGUAAUUUGUUAAUUUUUAAGUCAUUCCAAAACAAAAAAAAUAAUUUACACUUGUAGAAAAAGUAAGAAAUAGUAACUGUACAGUCAUGAAAUAGUGUAAAUAUCAAAUAUUGAAUUUUAAUGUUUUAGGUGUAAGAAAAAAAAA
This is a messenger RNA of Agrilus planipennis (emerald ash borer), 1173 nucleotides long. It is a transcript of the gene Ak2, whose product is annotated as adenylate kinase. Lineage: Eukaryota; Metazoa; Arthropoda; Insecta; Coleoptera; Buprestidae. The record is from RefSeq and is a predicted model, not a curated record. Gene Ontology annotation, cellular component: cytoplasm; mitochondrion. Gene Ontology annotation, biological process: ADP biosynthetic process. Bases 128 to 850 code for a protein of 240 amino acids. Gene Ontology annotation, molecular function: ATP binding; AMP kinase activity. The transcript has 3 exons.